Molecule: messenger RNA, 1562 nt
Organism: Corylus avellana
Lineage: Eukaryota; Viridiplantae; Streptophyta; Magnoliopsida; Fagales; Betulaceae
Product: Endosomal targeting BRO1-like domain-containing protein
Source: RefSeq, a predicted model, not a curated record
UCUCGAUCCCUGAGCUUCCUAUUCCCAGAUUCACUCUCUCUCUCUCUCUCUCUCUCUGAGAUGGCCAUAUUAACAUUAACCAUGUCCACUGAACCCUGCCGGAAGCUUCAAGCCUUCAAAUAGCUCUCUCACGCCUACAUGCUCUGUGUCAACAGAUGUUAUGUUUGAAACUAAUCCCCACCAAGAAAAAUGGGUUGCACUUCUUCUAUGUACGCUGUUGGAAGGAAGAAGAAGAAGAAGCUGAGUGUACCCGAAGUCGUGGUCUUCCUUCCCUCAAUGAGAAUUCCAGAACAAUCUAAUCUUCAAAGACCGCUUAGAGGGCUAAUUCCCAAAGAUCUUGCCGAUAGGUUGUCUUGCAUCCGGAAUCAGAUUGUGCUGGUGGCAGAAGAUACUGCUCUUGCAGGUGGAUCAGCUAUAACAGAACUACGGCAAGCACUUGAGGAAUACUUGUCUGUUUUGAUUGGACUCACAAAGAAAGAAAAUGGUAUUGAGGGACUUGUAGAAUUCAAGUGGAAGAAUUUAGAAGAUGGACGGCAUCAGGAAACGUGUGUAGCCAACUCCUGGUUUGAAUUGCUGUCUGUUGUUCACCUAAUGGCUAUGCUGACUUUGUCAGAGGCUGAUUCGUUAAUGAUCCCUAAGGACCAUUCUGGUUCUGGUAUAAGGGUAGUAUCUUCAGAUUGCAAGAGGGAUGCUGUUGAUUUGUUACUCAAGGCAGCAGGAUACUUGGAAUUUUGUGUCCGGGAUGUCCUGGUUUGUAUGCCACCAGAUAUCAAGGAAAAGUUGCCCAAAGAUUUGCAGGAUGGUGUACUGGAGGCAAUUUCCAUUCAAGCACUAGGCCAGGGAACUGAAAUUCAGCUUGGUUUAGCUGUUGAGUGUCAAAAGGCCACUUUAUCAGUGAAGAGGAGGUUGGCAUGUGAACAGCUGAGCUAUUUUAGCCAGGCUUAUCACUGCUUGUCAGGGGGAGACAUGGACACCAAUAAUGGGUGUGGAAAGAAGCAUCUCUGCUUCAUCAAAUGGAAAUUCCUUGAAGCAAAGGCUGCAGCUUACUACUACCAUGGUCUGAUCCUUGACAAGGGUAAUGAACCAUCCUUUCAUGUCAGUGCUGUGUGCUGUUUUCUUGCUGCAGAACAACUUCUGUCAGAGAGCAAGAAGGCAUGCCUGAGCUUUUCCCUUGCAGCUCCUGUGACGAGGGCUCCUCCACUCUGGGGAUCUAUGAAGCAUUUACGUCAGAAAAUUCCUGAAGUUGCAUCAAGGAAGUCUCAGAUGUAUGGCUACCUCUUAGAACAAGAGAAGGCUCUCCAAGCAUUGCCUGACCUACCAGAAUUUCAAUUGUCAUUAAGGCCUGAUGACUAUCAACUACCUGAAAUUGAUCCAGCUUGGGAUAGUGAAAAAUGGGAAAUUCCAGGCCAGCCUCUGAAAGAUCACCUCAAGGAUAGUGAAGAUGACAUUGAAACUGAAUGACCUCUUCUUAUUUCUCUCUGUAGUUGAAUACAAAAUUUGCUGAUUAUAAAAGCGAAUACAUUAUGACAGAAAAGAAACAAUAUAUGAUUGCUUCUACCUUA